This is a messenger RNA of Paraglomus brasilianum, 1020 nucleotides long. The record is from the annotation of a GenBank genome assembly. Lineage: Eukaryota; Fungi; Glomeromycota; Glomeromycetes; Paraglomerales; Paraglomeraceae.
AUGCAGAAUAACCGCAAGAAGUAUGGCCUCAAUCUACCUCCAAAGAAAAAGCCGGCCAAAGAGAUCAAAGUUGUAAACAGUCAAAUAAACCAAACGGCGGCCAGUAAACAGAUUCAAGAAGAAUAUGAAAAGGCUCUCGCCGAAGAUCAUACGGCCUUUAUGUAUGAUGAGGUGUAUGAUAGUAUGAAGGCCGCUGAGAAUAGGGAGUUAACGCUUACACAUAAUGUUGAACAGGAGAGAGCAAGGGCAAACAGAGAAUUGAAAGAUAUACUGCUAGCUGCUUCACGUAGACAGCGAGAAUUAAUGCGAAUACAAGAGCGCAAAGCCCAGCGAGAAUUAGAGGCUGAAGGUGAAGAACUUCGAACGACAGAGAGAUUCAUUACUUCUGCAUACCAGGCUCAACUUGAAGAAUUAAAACAAUUAGAAGAGGAAGAGAAAAGACUAGAACAACUGGACGCUCAGGGUCAGAAUAACUUAACUCACUUCUACCGUAAUUUGCUUGAGCGAACUAGCUCCGUAAAGGAAGCGGCAAUUCGUGCUAGUCGGGAAACUUCCGCUCCAGUAAGUUCAAUUCCAGUUUCGACAGAAUCUGAUGAUACAGAAAAGACGGACAAACAACUGGCGGAACUUGCGCGCGCGGCUGGUAAACAGGUCGAUCUGAAUGAAGACGAGGAAAUCAUCGAUAAACGACAACUAUUAUCUGCCGGGUUAAACGUUGCAGCAAAGAGAUCACCCUCGCAAUCACAAUCCAAUAGUAAUAAACCGGGAGAGUCAUUCUUUACUCGAAUUGGUCACGAAAAGGACAGAACGACGAAAGCAAGGCAAGAGGAGAUUCUUCGACGCGAGAAACAGCAACGAGAACUGCAAAGGCAAAUCCGUGAAAAGGAAAAGAGGGAAAGAGAAGAAGAGAAAACAAAAGAGGAGGAAUUAUUGAAAAAGUUUGCUAAAAAGAAUGACGAGAAAGCUGUCUCUGACGCCAGAGCUAGAUAUCUGGCCAGAAAGAAGAAAGGGAAAGACUAA